GACAGAAUUAUUGGGUUAUUUUUCUAGUUUUACAUUUUUUUUCAUUUAAAAAUUAUCUUAUAGAUUUGAUUAUACGUACGUUUGUUGUAGAACAUCCAACGCCUCUUGAUUUAUUCGUCGAGUAAGAUAAACUGAGGGCUUGGCCAUUGUUUUGGAAUAAAAUUUAUGAGGUGUUUUAACACCAAAUACAAUCAACUUCUUCAGGCACGAUUUACUGAUGCCUAGUAUCUGCAUGACCGAUUGGCGUUUGCGGCUUUAAAAAAUCCACAUAACAAAGAAUGAGUAGAAAACAUUUUCCAGAUUUCUUUACUAACAAAGGUCCGAUUCCAACAACAGUAACACCAUUACAGUUUGGUAAAAUGACUUAUUACCAGUCCAGAGUAAAUCCAGACAAAGAUGAAUAUGGUCACAGUUCAAAGCCUAAUUUAAAACCUUACACGGACAAUGAUGAUGAAAUGUUGGUUUGUGAAGAUAUUGAAGAUUCCUAUGAUAUUACUUUGACGAAGAAUGGUAAAUUUUUCACAUCAUUGUAUGUCCCUUCAAAACUGCUGUCCUAUAUUAUUGGAGCCAAAGGGGUAAAAUUAAAAUCACUACAAAGAGAUACAAAUACGAUUAUAAAAGUACCACGAAUGAACGAAAAAGGUGAGGUAACUAUUACUGGAGAGUCAGAGAGGAAAGUUGCAUCAGCCAGAGCCCAGAUUGCUAUGAUUGUUGCACAAAGAAAAGAGAGAAUGCAACCCACCCAUUUUAUAGCAAUUCCUAUUGUUUCCGACACUAUUAAUGAAAACUUAAUUCAAUUUAAGAACGAAAUUAUGGAAAAUCCCCCUGCAGGUGUAACGGAAAGUCUUUUCCAAAAUCCAGUUAAGCUUCAUCUGACUAUUGUAAUGUUGAAAAUACUUGACGAAGAUGAGUUGGAUUUAGCCAAAAAGAACUUACAAACUUGUUAUAAUGAAUCAAUUGCAGGAAUAUAUAACGAAAUAAAGGGUAAUGAAAUUACUGUUCAAGGUGUUGAAAUAAUGAACGACGACCCUGCAAAUGUGUAUGUUUUAUAUGGCAAAGUAAAAAUGCCGAAUGAUACACUCUUAACAAAAUUACAGAACAUAGCUGAUGCACUUAAUUCGUAUUUCUGUCGUGUAGGCAUUGCAAAAAAGGAAUACGAAAAAGUAAAGUUGCACAUGACUUUAAUGAAUACAAGUUUUAGGAAAGGUAGUGAAGGGAAAGGGUCAUUUGAUGCUACAGAUAUCUUGCAAAAAUACAGGGAUUUCUAUUUUGGGUCGUUUGAACUAAAAGAACUGCAUUUGUGUAUUAGAGGUACCACAACAGCAGAUGAUGGGGCAGUAAAAUACUAUGAUACUGCCUCAGUUAUUUCAUUAUAAUACUGAUGUAAAUAAAACAGUCAGAUCUGUGUGCAAAAUUAUUUAAUAAUGUAAAAUAUUUAACAUUCUUGUAUAUAUACCAUUAUAAUGGUAAUCCUAUAUAUUUAUAAAUAAAAUAAAUGUGUUUGACAGUAAAUGAAUAAUACUUUUUAUGUAAAGGAAAAUGAUAUAUUUCAAUAUAAAUUAUUAAUACUG
Messenger RNA from Sitophilus oryzae (rice weevil), 1571 nucleotides. Its product is annotated as activating signal cointegrator 1 complex subunit 1. Gene Ontology annotation, cellular component: nucleus. Gene Ontology annotation, biological process: regulation of DNA-templated transcription; DNA alkylation repair. Bases 279 to 1376 code for a protein of 365 amino acids. The transcript has 2 exons. Gene Ontology annotation, molecular function: RNA binding. Lineage: Eukaryota; Metazoa; Arthropoda; Insecta; Coleoptera; Curculionidae. The record is from RefSeq and is a predicted model, not a curated record.